Molecule: messenger RNA, 1486 nt
Organism: Salmo salar (Atlantic salmon)
Lineage: Eukaryota; Metazoa; Chordata; Actinopteri; Salmoniformes; Salmonidae
Gene: mtx2
Product: metaxin 2
Biological process (GO): mitochondrion organization
Cellular component (GO): cytoplasm; SAM complex
Source: RefSeq, a predicted model, not a curated record
GAUUUUGUCCUAUUCAUCGUAUCCUUUUCCACCAUACUGGUUCAGGCUGCAGCUGACCCCUUCUCAGAUCCCAGGUCAGCAUUCCUACUCUGAGUGUGGCUAUGGGCUGAGGUCAGAGCGACGUGUUGGCGGAACGAUUGUGAUUGAACUAAAGUUGGAGCAGGAAAAACUGGCGCGACGUACCACUGCGUCUGACGUCAUCUUUAUGACUCUUCGCUAAGCGUGCCCUUAACCUUGUUUGCCACAUUUUGUUUUACACCAUUCUGGUUUGAAUUUCUGUCCGAUUUCAUCAUGUCUCUUGCUGCAGAGGCAUUCGUCUCCCAGAUAGCAGCUGCAGAGCCAUGGCCUGAAAAUGCCACCUUGUAUCAGCCUCUGAGAGAGGAUCAGAUACUACUAUCAGAUUGUGCAUCAUCACUUGCUGUACAGGCUUAUCUGAGGAUGUGCAAUCUGCCUGUUCAUGUGUCCUGUCGGUCAAACGCAGAGUACAUGUCCCCAUCUGGUAAAGUCCCCUUUGUUCAUGUGGGAAAUCAGGUCGUGUCUGAGCUAGGGCCCAUAGUCCAGUUUACCAAGGCAAAGGGUCACUCCCUCAGUGAUGGUCUGGAUGACGUUCAGAGGGCUGAAAUGAAAGCUUACAUGGAGCUGGUCAACAACAUGCUGCUCACCGCUGAGAUCUCCAGGCCGAGAUACAGCAGCCCAUACUCCUGGCCCCUCAACCAAAUCCUGGCCUAUCAGAAGCAGUGGGAGGUCCGUCGUAAGAUGAAUGCCAUUGGCUGGGCAGGGAAGAGCCUGGAGCAGGUUUAUGAAGAUGUUAGCCAAUGCUGUCAAGCUCUUUCCCAGAGGCUGGGCACACAGCCAUACUUCUUCAAUAAGCAACCCACUGAGCUGGAUGCACUGGUGUUCGGCCACCUCUUCACCAUCCUGACCACACGACUCACCAGCGACGAGCUGGGCGAGAAGAUCAAGAGCUACAGCAACCUGCUGGCCUUCUGCCGCCGCAUCGAGCAGAGCUACUUCGAGGACAGCCAAGCUGGCUCCUCGUCCAGAGGCUAUUCGAAAGGCCCCUCCCUCUUUUGAUGCCCAACAGUCCCAUUCCAUCUCCAUCCCAUCCUAUCCUACCCCAUUCCCAGUCCUCCUUUCUCCACUUGCUUGCCUGUGAAUGCCAUGAACUGGAAGUAUGACUUUCUUGAAAAUGUAGUGGUGAUUCUUUGAUGUAGAAACAAAAUGAAAAGCAAUUGUGAUUUAUUUUUUCCAGAUUGUGCAUUUUAUUUUUAUUUUUUUCCUGGUUUGAUAUUUGAAUGGAAAGUGCCUACAAAAAUACAAUUCCAUACACAACUCUUAUUCUUCACAAUUUAUGGUUUCUAUUUAGAAGUCUGAGCUUAGUAUUUAAACAAGUUAAGUAUGAAAUUCACAGAUGUACCAUGUUAUUAUCAUGCUUGUGGAAAACCUUGAAGCACGUUCAAGAAUUACAAAUAAAAAGUGAAAUUAA